UUACUGGAAGCCUGGAGUGUGCAAAUUAAUCACAAAUUAACAGAGAGAAAGUAAGAAGCCACAUGUAGCCGUCGAUCGAACGAUAGAUGUGCCAGCCACACCUCACCAACCAUAGCAGUAGUAGCUCUUCUAUCUAUCUUCUCUUCUCUUCUCUUCACUUCACUUGCUUGUUCAUCUUCUUCUCCUCCUCCUCACUCACUCACUCUCGACGUCUCCAUUGUUUUUAAGAUUAGAGACUCUCAGGUGGUGAAUUGAAAGCAGUAAUUAAGUAAGGAAGGAACUGAAGCAAUCAAGAAAGAAGCAGGAAGAAGAAAUUGUAGAUACAGUAGGUAGGAAUUGGAAGAGAAGGAAUGUCGAUCAAGCACUGCGAGCAGCACAAGGAGUGCGAGCGGCAGCGGCUGUACCGCCGGUGCUGCGCGGUCAUCUUCGCCAUCAUCCUCCUCCUGCUGCUCAUCGUCCUCAUCGUCUGGCUCGUCCUCCGCCCCACCAAGCCUCACUUCUACCUCAACGACCUCACCGUCGUCUGCCUCAACGUCACCACCGGUGGCGCCGCCAACAGCUACUACUACUCCAACCUCGCCGUCACCAUGCAGGCCACCCUCGCCGCCCGCAACUCCAACGAGCGCGUCGGCAUCUACUUCGACCGCGCCGACGUCUACGCCGAGUACAAGGGCCUCCGCAUCACCGUCCCGACCUCGCUCCCGCCGGUGUACCAGGGCCACCCGGACCUCACCGUCUGGUCCCCCUUCCUCUCCGGCAACAACGUCCAGCUGCCGCCCAACCUCGCCGUCUCCAUCACCCAGGACGAGACCGCCGGCUACCUGCUCGUCACCGUCCGCGUCGACGGCUGGAUCCGCUUCAAGGCCGGCGCCUUCAUCACCAGCAGCUACCACCUCCGUGUCAGGUGCCCCGCCCUGCUCGUCGUCAACGACGGCCGGGGGAGCUACGGCUCCAAUUCCGGCGGCGGCGCCGGCUACUUCAGGUUCCAGCGAGCCGCCGCCUGCGUCGUCGACAUCUGAUCUGAUCUUCAUCGAAUUAAUGAAGAAUUAGUAUCAUCGAUCCUUAAUUAAUUUCUCUCUAUAUCCAUCUAUAUAUCUAUCUGCAUAAUUAAGAUGAUUAUUCCGAAUUAAUUCAGCCCGGCCCGCCCCUCCUGAAGCUCAUCAACUGAUCGACGAGCACUCUAGUACUCUUGCAGUGUAAUUAAGCCUGUGUACGUGUUUACAGUAAGAGUUAAUUUUCGCUUUUUCGGAUCUAAUUCUCAUGUCUGUCUUUUUUCUGUUACUACUAUAUAUAUGUUUAUAUGGUUGUUAUAUAUAUGUGCUGCAUGCUAGAUGCAGGUGGUCUAUACUAACUAACUGUACGUACCAGCUGUAAGUAAUUCGUAUAUAUAUAUACAAGGACACAAAAAAUAAUCUUGUAAGUAGAAAUAUACUCUUGUGUAAUUGCACAUGCAUGCGUCGUACAUAUAUAUGUACCUAGUUGCAACAUUGUAACCAAUUAAUGAUCUGAUAUAUAGUUAAUUAAAUUUCAACCAAGAAUGUUCUCACCUUUUUCAAAGGAG
Oryza brachyantha (malo sina) is the source of this 1561-nucleotide messenger RNA. RefSeq names its product NDR1/HIN1-like protein 1. The transcript has a single exon. NCBI's taxonomy places the organism in Eukaryota, Viridiplantae, Streptophyta, Magnoliopsida, Poales, Poaceae. The coding region runs from base 351 to 1019 and encodes 222 amino acids. Gene Ontology annotation, biological process: defense response to other organism. The record is from RefSeq and is a predicted model, not a curated record.